UGUCAGGACUGUUUAUAUGUUGACCUUUUGCAUGUUUAUAUCCUUGCCUAAUGCUGAAUUCAUACUUCACUAGCUUUCGGAUUAAUGCUGUAAACAUUCUGUACUUUUGCAUUUCUAACUAAUAAAAGACACAAGUUUAUACAGCUGGCUCGAGAGACGGAGUUUGGCUUUAUCUGAUUGGUUGUUGAUUUAUUAGAACAUGGUUAGAGUUUCAGCCAAACAAAUGAUAGCUGGAGAAAACAGCUGAAGACAUCUGGAUCUGGUUGACUGUUACCAAGAAGGACGUGUUUGUAAUCAAGGGCGGACCCCACAGCAGCAGUGUCACCAUGAGGUUCCAGGCUCUGUUCUUUCUCCUGCUCCUGACAUGCAUGUAUCUCACUCUGGCUCAAGGGUCGUAUGAGAACUGCUGUCUGAGGCAUGUUACUGGCCUGAAGAAGAGUACCAAGAGGAAUGUUGUAAGCUACAGGAUACAGGAAACAGAUGGCGGCUGCAACAUCAAGGCCGUUGUGUUCAUACUGAAGAAAGGGAAGACUGUUUGUGCCAAUCCCAGCCACAAAUGGGUACAGCAUCUGAGGACUGUUGUCGAUAAGACUCCAGGGAAUGAGGGGAUGUAGUUGAUCAGUUGCUUCGUUGGAGGAUCUUUCAACCAGUGUAUGCCAAUUUCCAAAAAUAGGACAAUCAUAUCAUCCUGUAACUAGAAUGUGAACUUCAUCAUUAUAUUACUCAUUAUAUUACAGUUUGGCUUAAUGAGUUUAUAUUACAUGCUUUGGGGAGGAUACCUGAGAUUCCAUGAUUUAGAUGGCUGUUAGCAAGAGGUGACGAACCGUGCCUGCUUGUAAUGUGCCACGGCAGCUUAGCAUUAUUGUGUGUGAGGGGCGGAGGGGAUGGAGCGGGGGGGUUAUUCACUAUCCUCAUGGAUACCGGAAAUCCACCAAAAGUCCUCACAAGGAUAGUCAAUUAAGGAAUAUUUUCCCUCAUGGGGACGUUUCCCACAUCCCCAUGAGGACACAGGCUAUUUUAAGAUUAGGGGUUAGGUUCAGGUUAGAGGUUAGGGAAAAUAAGAUUUUGAAUGGAAAUCAAUUUUUGGUGAGGGAUGGGGCAGAAUGCAUUGAAAAGCUACAAUUACUAUUUUGUUUAACCUUGAGACACUACAUGACCAAAAGUAUGUGGACACCUGCUCUAGUCAAACAUCUCAUUCCAAAAUCAUGGCAUUAAUAUGGAGUUGGUCCCCCCUUUGCUGCUACAACAGCCUCCACUCUCCUGGGAAGGCUUUCCACUUUAUGUUGGAACCUUGCUGCUACAACAGCCUCCACUCUCCUGGGAAGGCUUUCCACUUUAUGUUGGAACCUUGCUGCUACAACAGCCUCCACUCUCCUGGGAAGGCUUUCCACUUUAUGUUGGAACCUUGCUGCGGGGACUUGCUUCCAUUCAGCCACAAGAACAAAUGUGAGGUCGGCAUUGAUGAUGGGCGAUUAGGCCUGGCUCACAGUCGAUGUUCCAAUUCAUCCCAAAGGUGUUCAAUGGGGUUGAGGUCAGGGCUCUGUGUAUGCCAGUCAAGUUAAGAUUUCCCUUCACUGGGACUAAGGGGCCUAGCCUGAACCAUGAAUAACAGCCCCAGACCAUUAUUCCUCAUCCACCAAACCUUACAGUUGGCACUAUGCAUUGGGACAGGUAGGGUUUUCCUGGUAUCCGCCAAACCAAGAUUCAUCCGUCGGACUGCCAGAUGAUGAAGCGUGAUUCAUCACUCCAGAGAGUGCGUUUCGAAAGCUCCAGUCCAAUGGCGGUGAGCUUCACAUCACUCCAGCUGGUUAGCAUUACGCAUGGUGAUCUUAGGCUUGUGUGCCAGAGGUAGUUUGGAACUCAGUAGUGAGUGGUGUAACCGAGAACAGACUAUUUUUAAGCGCUGAGUGCUUCGCAUUCUGUGAGUUUGUGGCCUACCCCUUUACUGCUGAGCCGUUUUUGCUCCUAGAAGUUUCCACUUCACAAUAACAGCACUUAAAGUUGCCCAGGGUAGCUCAAGUAGGGCAGAAAUUUCACGAACUGACUUGUUAGAAAGGUAGCAUUCUAUGACGGUGCCAUGUUCAAAGUCACUGAGCUCUUCAGUAAGGCCAUUCUACUGCCAACGUUUGUCUUUAGAGAUUGCAUGGCUGUGUGCUCGAUUUUAUACACCUGUCAGCAACAGGUGUGGUUGAAAUAGACAAAUCCACUUUGAAAGGGUGUCCACAUACUUUUGUAUAUAUAGUAUAUUUUUCUAUCAGUACUAUGUGUUAAAAGCAAUAUUUGUAUAACUUCACAUUUGUAAUAAAGCAAAAAAUGAUAACAAAAUGUU
This is a messenger RNA of Oncorhynchus masou masou (cherry salmon), 2329 nucleotides long. Its product is annotated as C-C motif chemokine 25-like. NCBI's taxonomy places the organism in Eukaryota, Metazoa, Chordata, Actinopteri, Salmoniformes, Salmonidae. The record is from RefSeq and is a predicted model, not a curated record. Gene Ontology annotation, biological process: immune response. The transcript is spliced from 5 exons. Gene Ontology annotation, cellular component: extracellular region. Gene Ontology annotation, molecular function: chemokine activity. The coding region runs from base 327 to 614 and encodes 95 amino acids.